This is a messenger RNA of Hypomesus transpacificus, 6628 nucleotides long. RefSeq names its product forkhead box P1b (gene foxp1b). NCBI's taxonomy places the organism in Eukaryota, Metazoa, Chordata, Actinopteri, Osmeriformes, Osmeridae. Bases 814 to 2847 code for a protein of 677 amino acids. Gene Ontology annotation, cellular component: nucleus. Gene Ontology annotation, molecular function: RNA polymerase II cis-regulatory region sequence-specific DNA binding; DNA-binding transcription repressor activity, RNA polymerase II-specific. The transcript has 20 exons. Gene Ontology annotation, biological process: regulation of transcription by RNA polymerase II. The record is from RefSeq and is a predicted model, not a curated record.
ACAUUUCCCUUCACGACAAUCCUCUAAUGUAGACCCUUAGUGUUAAACGAAUGAAUAAUUACAUCCUCAUAAGACCGACAGCCUGACAUUAUUCGGGUUAAAGCAUUUCAACGCUGAAGACUUGGACUUCUAUUUCUGUGAAGAUCUGCAAUGAAUGUUGUUUACCCAGCAGGUGGAUAUGACGUCACGGACUUGGAACAUCAGAAAAUAACAAUUUUCUAAAUCCGCGAUUGCAUUUUCUUUCAAGAUUGAUUAAAUGUAAUAACAUUAGAAGGAGCUCGCUCUCAUAUUCGCGACAGCAGGUGGUGUGAAACUGUUGAAUCUUUUCCUCGAAACGGUGCUCUUCGUGAAUGCAGCAGAGAUUUCAGCUCGCAGUUAAAGUUAGUCCCCAUGCGGAGUAAUAUUGUUAGUAUUUACUGUGUGAUUGUUGCAUGCUUUCUUGGUACACAAGAUCGCUUGUACAGUUCAUUAUCUGUAGCACAGAAUUUUGUCCACUGCGUGCACCUUCAAUUGUCGAUUCCGGUAAGCAGCACCCAGUUUAAAGCAGACAUCAGGGGCUCUACCAUAUGCUGCAAUCUGUUUCCAGUUGCCAGAGGAGACCUCCACACCUGUUUCUCUCAACUAUCCAGUCUGCAAGACACGUGUUAUCUGUGAACCAUUGAUGGUCUGAUCCCCGAAGAGCCGAAUUGUCACUGAAAGAAUGGAAUGCCAGUCUUUCCUGUACGAAUGAGAACGGGCUAGGAGGCUGAAGUCACAACGCUGGAACUGAAGAUUGCUUUAAAGAAGCAAGUCCUUGUAGAAGGUUGUUAAGUCAUGAUGCAAGAAUCUGGGACGGAGGCGACAAACAACAGCCCAGCCAAUCAAAACGGAGCAGUGAACUUGGAGGGCGGAGCCAGAGAGGGCAGGGACACCAGGCCUGAGAGUGCUACUCCGUCUGUGGACGUGACGGCCGCUGACCUCCUUCAUCUCCAGCAGCACCAGGCACUCCAGGUAGCUCGCCAGAUCCUCCUUCAACAACAGCAGCAGCAGCAACAGCAGCAACAGCAACUACAGCAACUACAGCCUCAACAAAGCGCUGGUCUCAAAUCGUCCAAAGCCAAUGACAAGCACCAAAGUCUGCAGGUCCCAGUGUCAGUGGCUAUGAUGACACCCCAGGUGAUAACCCCCCAGCAGAUGCAGCAGAUCCUCCAGCAGCAGGUCCUGAGCCCCCAGCAGCUCCAGGUGCUCCUGCAGCAGCAACAGGCCCUCAUGUUACAGCAGCAGCAACUCCAAGAGUUCUACAAGAAGCAGCAGGAACAGCUCCACCUCCAGCUAAUCCAACAGCAGCAUGCCGGCAAGCAGAGUAAAGAGCAGCAGGUGUCGGCCCAGCAGUUGGCCUUCCAACAGCAGCUCCUCCAGGUCCAGCAGCUCCAGCAGCAACACCUGCUCAACCUCCAGAGACAGGGCCUGCUCUCCUUCCAGCCUGGCCAGACCGCCCUGCCCCUGCACUCGCUCACCCAGGGCAUGAUUCCAGCAGAGCUGCAGCAGCUGUGGAAGGAGGUGACAAACACUCACGUCAAGGAGGAGAACAACAUCAGCAACAACGGCCACCAUGGGCUCGACCUGUCGUCCCCGGCGCCGCCGCCCAAGAACCCUCUGCUCAGCCAGCAUGUCUCCACCAACGGCCAUUACAUGAACCACAAGAGAGAAUCAUCCACACUCGAUGACCAUUCUCCCCACAGCCACCCUCUCUAUGGCCAUGGAGUGUGCAAGUGGCCCGGCUGUGAGGCGGUGUUUGAUGACUUUCAAUCAUUCCUCAAGCAUCUUAACAAUGAACACGCCCUGGACGACCGGAGCACAGCCCAGUGUCGAGUGCAGAUGCAGGUCGUACAACAGUUGGAGCUGCAGCUAGCGAAAGACAAAGAGCGUCUUCAAGCCAUGAUGACGCAUCUCCAUGUCAAAUCCACAGAGCCCAAAGCCAACCCACAGCCACUCAACCUGGUGUCCAGCGUGACUCUCUCCAAGACUGCCCCAGCGUCCUCACCCCCCUUGAGCCUGCCCCAGACGCCCACCACCCCCACGGCCCCCCUGACGCCACUGUCCCAGACCCAUUCCGUCAUUACCGCCAACAGCCUGCACAGUGUGGGCCCCAUGCGCCGGCGCUACUCCGACAAGUACAACAUGCCCAUAUCCCCAGAUAUUGUCCAGAACAAGGAGUUUUACAUGAACGCAGAAGUGAGACCUCCGUUCACGUACGCCUCGCUAAUAAGACAGGCCAUCCUUGAGUCACCGGAAAAGCAGCUAACACUAAACGAAAUCUACAACUGGUUCACACGAAUGUUUGCAUAUUUCAGACGCAACGCAGCCACAUGGAAGAACGCAGUCCGGCAUAAUCUUAGUCUUCACAAGUGUUUUGUGCGAGUAGAAAACGUAAAAGGGGCAGUGUGGACAGUGGACGAACUAGAGUUCCAAAAGAGACGCCCUCAAAAGAUCACUGGAAGUCCAGCGUUAGUGAAGAACAUCCAGACAAGCUUAGGCUAUGGACCAGCCCUGUCUGCUGCCUUCCAGGCUUCAAUGGCAGAAAACAACAUACCUCUAUACACUACUGCUCCCACCCUCAACUCCCUGGCAAACGCCAUCCGAGAGGAGAUGAACGGAGCGAUGGACCAUGGAAACAGCAACGGCAGUGACAGCAGCCCAGGACGCUCUCCCUUGCCAGCUAUGCAUCACAUCAGCGUUAAAGAGGAACCACUGGACCCUGAGGACCACGAAGGCCCCCUCUCCCUCGUGACAACAGCAAACCACAGUCCAGAUUUCGAUCACCACAGAGAUUAUGAGGACGACCAGGGGCAUGAUGACAUGCUGUAAGGCCUGCCCCCACUGGGACUCCUCCCCAGAGGCAGAACAAACCCUCGUCAUCUGUGAGAUGGAGCAACUCCACAGAUGCAAACAAGACUUGCAGUCUCAGCCCUCUGAUGUCAGCUGGCAAAUGUUUCAAUUGACUUUUAGUGCCAUUAUAAUACACAGUAAAAAAACACAAAAACAAGAAUAUAUCCCACUUGGGAGUAUUUUUGAUUUAUUUCUACUUUUGGUUUCAGUGAACUGAAAGCAAACAAACUUAAUUUCUACUCAACUUGGUUUGGAUGGACCAGUUUGGUACUGGGGACUAGUUCCUGUUCAGGAGGCCAGGAUCGAUAUGGACCUGUCCUGCACUGUGCAGCCAGGAUGGACUGCAUGCAGCCCACUGCACCCCACUGAGCACGGACUGCAGAGGGCUUCCCUCUCUCUCACACACACACACAUACACACACAGCUGACCACAACUCAAGACAGACUGACAGACAUUUACAUUACACCGUGUGUGUGUGUGUGUGUGUACAUUUUGUUCAUUGUCACUGCCUUCAAAACUUCAUUGGUUUGCUUCCAUCUAUGGGGUGGGAGGGAUGUUUUGGGUGUGUUUUGAGGGUGAAGGGUUAUAAAAUAUAAAUGUAUGUGUCUUUUCAUUGUUCAUUGCUGUCGUUGUUGCAUUUUUUUUCCCUUAACUGAUCAGACCUCAUGCCCAUGCUGUGGAGAUUCUGUAUGGUCAGCACUUGAUGAUGAAUGUUUAUGAUUUACUUUCAUGUUGUUCCAUAUCUUUUUAUACAUGAAGCAGAAUGUCAAAUACCAAGUAGUAUUUUUCUGUCAUUUAUACCACAUGCUUCAGAAUUCCACCUCCCUGACAUGUCGCCCCCUCCCUUACCCGAUUCUCCCAGCUCAUGAAGUCCAUCUGCAAUGCACUACUCGUAAUGAAGGUUCUCUCCACGCAUCAAUGAAGUUUAAUUUAAGAUGGGAAUGAAUGACAGAGAAAUCAUGCAGGUUAUGAUUUAUCCUUAUGAAAUUAAACUUUAAAUCAGCCCUUCACGCCAGAGCAUGUUAGCUGCAACCAAAUUUUUGAUCAUUUACAAGCUCCAGUUUAAAAAGAAAAAGAAAAUGUCAGGUGUGCAGGGCAAAGAUAACAUUCUAGACCAACAAAUUGUGAUUCCUCAACACAACUGUCAUUGUAGAUGAAACAUUAGUUUUCCAUGCUGUAAUUUCAAUCAUGAGUGACUAUUUGGCCAUCCUUGAAGAUAUCAAAGUAGUCAUUCCCUGUAGUUUUAAGGUUUUCCGCCAUAUGCAUGACUCGUUGACUCUCACAGUUUUCACUGAGUAUUAAUAAUUACACAUUCAAGGAAAUAUUAUUUGUCCCUAAUACAUUGUAGGAAUAAUCCUGGCAAUAACAACUGACCAUUGUGCAUUCCAUGUGGUAUACGUUCCACCCUCCAGCCUCCCUUCCCCUUUUAAAUCUCUGAGGGAAUGGAGUAUCGCUUAGGUUCAACACCAGUAGAACCUAACAGGGUAGUGAUGUUGGCCCAACAUUUAAGAAGGUGGACUCAGUACAGGUGUACAGCUUCUGGGACAGUGAUGCUCCUGUAUACGCUCUUCCCAAGUUAGGUAUAGGAGAAAAAACUGAAUACAAAGAUUCCCAACCAUAACCAAGACUGUAACAAACCACUUUGCAUUAUAAUUUAUUACUUUUAUCAUUUCAGUUUUGAAUUGACUUUAGUUUUAGUUGUUGUGUCUGAUAUAUUGUUCUGUGACUACCAAAGAAAAACUACAAAGUCAAAUGUUUUCUGUUCCAUGCAAUAGCAGAUAAGGCCAAAUAUCCUCCAUUCUCUCCCAUUAGAUGUUAAAGGGUAUUUUAAUGGAGAAUAGUCUCAGCUGUGUUAAGCCAAUGGCAAAUUUAUUAGACAAAAAUGCUCUUCAAGUUGUUUGACUGUCAUUCAAUUUAAAGCCAAAGGGGUCUCUUGAAGAGUACAGUAGCUGCAGGGGUUUGCAGUGUCCAAAACGGGAGGUGAAAGGGACGUGUAUAGUCAGAUAAACAUAUGACCAAAUUAGGGGAACAUUGUCUGCAGGCCAAUGAGAGGAAAGGGGAGAACUCAACUAAAAAAGCUGAUUUCUGUGCGUAAAGGGUAUAUGGAUAAAAGUUUGGCUAGGAUUAUAAUGAUUUAAACCAGAGGGCGUUGCAGAGAACAAUGUGAAAUGGAUUCUAUACUUCAACUGGACCACACAAUGAUUCAAUGUUUUGUUUAUUUUUUAUUCUUUAUGAAUUUAUAUCUUUUCAAACGAUUGUAUGCCACUUUUAGGGGAACCUAGUAUCUUGACAGGACUCCACUGUUCUUUGUUAAAAUUGGCAAGGCUUUAUGAUUGUUUAGUUUCUGUCAACUUAUUACUUUUUAUAUUAAAAAACACUCCUGUCAACUAAUAAGCUGGGUACAAGGUACUUGAUGGCAGUUAUUUUAAACUUUCUCCAUGCAUUUGUUAUUAAUUUAAAAGAGCAACCUGUGGUUUUCAGAAAAUAUUUCAUAUCCAGAGAGCUGUGGGAUGGGUCAGUAGAAGCCUGACUGGGAUCGUGAGAACAACGCAAGCUCAUCCAAAGCCAGACCUUCACUGGUUAACUUGUCAUUCAAUAAGGGGGAAACGCUGGUAGAUUCGAACAUUCUCAGCAUGUGUAGCUUGACAUUACUAAAGAUAACAGCAUGAGAAAACUGUUAGAACGCAUACCUCAGUUCAAACCUAUAGGGAAUGAUUCAAUUAGAAGAGGAAAAUAAACAUUUCACUCAGUUGCACUUAGAUGUAUGUCUUGCAUGUGUAGUCUAAACUGUAGAGAGAAAGAUAUUAUAAAAAAGACUAAAAAAUGGUAAGAAUAUGAAAUUAGAGCUUGUUUAUCUUGAUGGGUCUCACAUCAUUUUUGCAAAACCAAUCCAAACCUCAGGCCUUUUCCAUGAAGAAAUCACCCAGCUUUAUUUAAUACCAUCAAUUGUUUUUCCACGGUCUGUUCUUAGAUAUACUGAUGUAUUGUUUUGUGUGCUUUCCAAUAUAAGAUUGUACAUACAUAUCAGUAUAGCCUUGUGUCCUCUUCCCUUUUCUCACUUUGUUUCCUUCAAAGAUCAAUAUAUUAUGUUUGCUUUAUCACAACUGCGUUGUAUUAACUAUGAAAUAGCUAUGAAAACCUGCUGUACAUGUAUGUAUUGGAAUAGCAAACUGUGCUGCAAAUGUAUUUUACUUAGUAAUCCUUGCUUUUAAAAAGUCAUCCAUGCAGACAUCUGGACGAGAUGGGCGGGGUGGGGGAUUAUCCCCGAUUUUGGAUUUUAAACUGUAAAAUAGAAAACAGACUUUUCUCUGUUAUCAUUGACCUAAGCAUUUUGUACAGAUUUUUUUCUUCUUUGUGUUAAGCUGGUUUUGAUACUUCCACUUCCUUUUGAUGGUCCAGCCACUGCCUUCUGUGGCUACAUGUUUCAGAUUACUGCUCAGAGAAAGGGCAGACAGGUAUAUUUCCUCUACAAGACGGAGAUCACUUGCAUGACUAAUUCCAGGGUCACAGAGAUGAGAAAUAUUGAGUGGUCAGUAAUAAUAUAAGGGUGUAUCUAAUGAUAUUUUAUAUUAAACUAAUAGGUAAAAGAAGAAAAAUAUGCAGUGCCAAGAUGUAAAGAUUAUUGUUAAAUGCUGUUUUUGUUUUUCAUUCAUACAGUGCAACCAUCAGAAAUGUGGUCAUGAUCCUCAUCAUCAGUCAGUUGGUGAAACAGUAGACACCGCUUUAAGUUGGCCUCUAAAUAUAUAUUUUUUAUCUCGA